Cadophora gregata is the source of this 1101-nucleotide messenger RNA. RefSeq lists its product as uncharacterized. NCBI's taxonomy places the organism in Eukaryota, Fungi, Ascomycota, Leotiomycetes, Helotiales, Ploettnerulaceae. The transcript has a single exon. The record is from RefSeq and is a predicted model, not a curated record. The coding region runs from base 1 to 1101 and encodes 366 amino acids.
AUGAUCAGUCUGCAUUACGGACUACCAAAGAUCAUCCAAGAUGAGGAUGACGACAAUGAUCUCCCGAUCGAUUGCGACAUUGGUAAUAUAUCGCUUACCCAACUCCCACUUCCGCUACCCGGCGAACAGACUCGAUUUGCAUCCUUUUUGGUCUAUGUACGGUUGUCGAAAAUACUGUCUAUGGUUUUGAAGGACCUUUAUACCACCACCCGCAGACGAAAUGCUGAGGACGCGAUGGUUUCCCUGGACAGAGAACUAUCUAUGUGGCUCUCUCUUGCUGAGCCAGUAAUAGGAGAACUUUGGGACCCCAGUGAACGUGAAAAUGAUGCUCCUAGCUGGGACUUUUCUUCACUGUGGCUCCAUGCAAUGUAUCGGCUUGCUGUGAUAUAUAUCCACCGACCUGCUCUGACUUUCGAGCCAACAGAGCCAAAGUUCAAGGAUAGUCUUGGGAUAUAUUCGAAAGCGGCAUCUGCACUAAUUCAACUUUUGAUUAUGUCAACAUCAGAAAGACGAUUGUUUUACGCCUUACCGAUUGGGCCCAGCAUAGUAUUUCAAUGCGGUAUCUUGAAUCUAUUUGCUGUCUGGUAUACGCCUUCAUCAGCCCUUGAUUAUAAGAGUCCUGUCGAGUCCGCAGCCUCUCUCCUUGAGCACCUCGAAAAAUCGAUUUUCUACAAGAGGCCAACACCUGAGGAAGGGGCGAUAGGUACAAGAUACAACCAACCCCUAUCCCAUGCAGCUUGGGUUCUCCGGCACCUCUCUGCGAUUACAUCCCAAAUCCCUGACAUUUCAGGGUCACCCGCAGCGUCUUCAAGUCACCAAAAUGACUCCUCACAGUGGGCUUGCAACCCUGCUCCGAGUUAUACAGCCCCAGCAUACCAUCCCGAUAGCCGUGGUCAGCAUAAUGAUGUUGUUACUCCUUCAAUCCAAUUGGGAUUGCAAGCUCCUCAAGAACAAGCCACAUUUUUGGAUCCUAAUUUCCCGUGGGGACUUGGAGGUGGCAUUGACUACUUUAAUCAGAUGUAUGACAGUCUGUGGAAUUUUUUGCCGUCCGUAGAUGACAUGAUGGGAGAUGUCAUGCUUGACCUCAAUCAACCUCAUUGA